AUGGCCACGCUUAAUGUGCUUCUUACGGGCUUUGGCAUCGUACGUGAUGGCACCCAAUCCGAUUAUGUGGUUUUCUAUGGUACAAUUCAACAAGGAAAUGGCAAUUCUUGGACUGUUUAUCGAUCUUUUGACGUCUUUCAGCGACUUGGUCAACAGCUUUCAAUGAUUUUUGGACAAGCAGUACCCUCGUGUCCAGCUCGUAUGUUUAAUUUACGCUUUCCAGACUCAUUAGAGAAGACACGAGUGGAGUUAAACAUGUGGAUGAUGCAACUCUUGCAACAUCCACCUAUCUAUCAAUCCCAUGUAUUUAUCGACUUUAUCAGUGCAGAUGCCAAUGUACCACCUCUAGGAUUGCAAAACACAGCAGUAGCAGCUCCAAGAGGUGGUAAUAUUGGAGACCUUGAUAUGGACGAGAUGUUUGACUCGACCACGGACGAUGAUCCACGGUCUCAUGAUGAACUACACGACGAUGAUAUCUUUCAGUUUGACUACAAUACGGAUAUGUCAAGUGCUGGACUGGACCAACAGACAUUGCUAAAGGAGACACAAUUGCAACAUGCACAACAAGUUGAAGAGCAAAAGAAGAGUGAGAAAGUGACACUGGAAGAUUUUGUCAUGAUCAAGGUCAUUGGCAAAGGAAGUUUUGGAAAGGUAUUGCUUGUACGCAAGCGAGACACUGGACUCAUUUAUGCUAUGAAGGUGUUGCGAAAGGAAAAUAUUAUCAAGCGCAAUCAAGUGGAACAUACACGCACGGAACGUCAUGUGCUGGGUUAUGUGCGGCAUCCAUUCAUUGUGGGACUGAACUAUGCUUUUCAAACGUCAGAGAAAUUGUACUUUGUGCUUGACUACUGUGCCGGUGGAGAGCUUUUCUUUCAUCUUGGUAAAGUGCAGCGGUUCCCUGAGCACCGCGCACGAUUCUACGCUGCUGAGAUUACACUAGCGAUUGAGUACGUGCACAAUUUGGAUGUCAUCUAUCGCGACUUGAAACCUGAGAACGUUUUAUUGGACGAGAAUGGACACAUUCGUCUGACAGACUUUGGCCUCUCCAAGGAGGGCAUCCAGGAUGAUUUUUCAGGUGCCAACUCGUUCUGCGGCACACCCGAGUAUCUAUCGCCCGAGAUUUUGAACCGCUCGGGCCACGGCCGAGCUGUAGACUGGUGGUCUCUUGGCGCAUUGCUGUAUGAAAUGCUUACUGGUCUGCCGCCGUUCUAUUGCCGCGAUCGUGACCGUCUGUUUGAGAAGAUUCGCAAGGGUGAUCUUAGUUUUCCCAAAUAUUUGUCACCGAGUGCCAAGGACUUGCUGAAGAAACUGCUAGAGCGUGAUCCGACGCGACGUCUAGGAACUGGUCCGACCGAUGCGAGUGAGAUUAAAAACCACCCAUUUUUUGUAGAGAUCAAGUGGGACGCACUUGCUACAGGUCAGGUGCCGCCCCCAUGGCGUCCUACUUUCUCUGGCGCUCUUGACACAUCCCAGUUUGAUCGCGAAUUCACUGAUAUGCCCGUGGUGAGUCCGGACAAUCACGUGCGUGGGGGUAUGGCGAUGGCUGUGGGGCGGCGACCUGCUAACGGUACCGCGUACGGCAGUAGUCUCGCAAGCAAUGACCCGUUCAAAGGCUUCACGUACACGGAGGAUUCCUACCUGCAAGACGGCCUCCCAGGCCGCAGCCCGGCCACACGAGGAAGUGGUCGUAUGCGGCACCAUAACAUGUGA
Molecule: messenger RNA, 1710 nt
Organism: Peronospora farinosa
Lineage: Eukaryota; Oomycota; Peronosporomycetes; Peronosporales; Peronosporaceae
Source: the annotation of a GenBank genome assembly